AUGAGAACCGUCAUUUCAUUCUCCUACCGCUACUCGAUACUAAAGGGUAUUGUCCUUACCAUGCUAUUCUGGCCAGUCAUUGUCGCUGCAACUGGUAUCACUGCUAUAUGCUCGUUCGUAUUCAUUAACCGAUACCUGUCGUUCAAACGGCACAAGAAUACGGUUCCAUUUACUUUGGCAAUUUUACUGUUGAAUAUGUGGAUCCUGCUAUCGAUAACCUACCUCCUACCACUUGAUGUCUUUUACGCGGCAAAAACAUCGUCUUUUGAAGAGCCUGAUGGCACCAAUGCUUCUCAAACGCUACAUGAUAUGAAUUCCGUCAGCACAAACUCAAAGACCUUCAAUUUGUUAAGUGUUAGGGAUUUGAAGACAGACAAAAUGCCUGACGUGUCGAUUUUAUGGUACAUAAUCUACUGGCUCGAGUUUGCAAUCUGUUGGUUUGUUUUGCCCGUGCUGAUCUCUUACCUCGACUUGAAGUAUUUUUUCCCCACGCAAGGGGACGUUUCCCACAGAAGGUCGGUGUUCAACCGGGUGAAAAAGGCCAUUUUCACCAACGUAAAGUUCUAUGCACUUUGUGCGGUUGGAUUGCUCGCUGGUAUCGUCUACUUGGAAUUGGGCGCCAAACGUGGCCUGGCAGACCUGAAACCUUUGAUCAUUUCGCUAUCCCACCUAUAUUCACUCUCCUACACUCUGGUUCUGCUUGCAAUGGGUCUAAUACUUCUUCCUAAGAGCAUUCUACUGGAUGACGACAACGAAAAUAAACUUUUUGUGGAGUUGAGUAAAAGUAAUGAUGAGUCCAACGAUGCUAAAUUGGCCUUAACCGAGUAUGCCAGUAAGAUACUAUCGACGGCAGAGGUGAGAAAUGGCGAUGUGACACUCAGUCAAGCUUUGAAUGAAUGUAAACUGGAGGUGCAGUCCUUAGUCAAUGAGCACCAAAUUCAAUUGCCUGCUGUGAAUCGUGGCGAUCAGUCACCACCUAGCCUGAAAAAACUAAAUCAGCGUUUCAACGCGUUUAAAACAGAGUAUUACAACUACUUGUACUACCAAACUAAGUCUGAUCGCAUUAUUCACAACCUGGCACAAUCUCAAGUCGAGCCGAUCUCGUGGAUGCAGAAAAUUGGGAAAUGGGCUUUGGGGCUCAUGUGUUUGACGCUGUCAGCUCUGGUGAUGCUUUUGGAGUUGACACCCUCUCGCUUUGCACACGGAAAUCUUUUUGGAGGCGGAAGAUGGUUCAACUUUUUGCUUGAAAUUUCCAUUCUAGUUUACAAUACCUUGGCGUCCUUGUAUGCGAUGAGCUGCUUCAAGUUUGCUAAUCUACACCUGAUACCCAAUGGCCAAAGCAGUCCUCAAAAUGCGCUUUACUACUCACUAUACUCCAGCAGGCUUUUGCUGCCAUUGUGCUUCAACUUUAUUACCUUGAUCUCACAUACCGGCGGGAUCCAGGAAUCCAGCUUUGAAAGAGUGCUUUACCAAGAUUUGAAGCUGAUCCCACUAGUUGACAUACUUAACAGGUACUUGCCUGUCGUCUUCAUUAUUGCUGUGCCUCUUGGAUACUUCUUCAAUCUCAAGAACAAAGUUCUCAUCAAAGUUCUUGGUAGAGAGUAUUGCUACGAGUUAUUCGGCAUACUUGCUGAUCCUACGAAUCUCGAGAGCGACCUUGCCCAAGCGUCGCAUCCAGUAUCACCUGCCGCAAAUAGGUCGCGCUUGGACGAAGAUUAUGAGUAUUCGCUUCAGGACGGCAGAUUCUUGUUCGAGAGAGCAACAAACAAUCACCGCAUGCUGGAAAAUAAUACACCAUCUGAGCCACUAGCGUACCUUUGA
Messenger RNA from Lachancea meyersii CBS 8951, 1821 nucleotides. The record is from the annotation of a GenBank genome assembly. Lineage: Eukaryota; Fungi; Ascomycota; Saccharomycetes; Saccharomycetales; Saccharomycetaceae.